UCCGCCAUUGAGAACCUGUGCACCAGCAGCAGUCAUGAGUAAACCCGCUGUCACCAAACAGACCAAGACUGGCAGGAAAGCCAAGCAGGGGAGGAAGCCUACUGCCGACCCGCCUGAGACUGAAUCCGCCACCAGCUCAGCCAAGAGGGGACAGAGCGAGAAAUAUGACAGCACGAUGGCCUUGGACACUGUGAACGGAGCCACUGUCGACAUCUCUCCCAAGAAACCCAGCCAAGAAGCAAAGGAACGAGUGCGCGAGAAGCUUCAGAUCCACGAACUCCAGAGUGAGCUGACCAAGAAGAGAGUCGAGUGCGACAUUUUGCGAGAAGGCAGCAGGCAGAUAAAAGAAGAGCUGAGCUAUCAGAAGGAAGUACUGUCUCAACAGACCAAUGAUACCAUACGCCGUCUUGAGCAAGAAAAUCAUGAGCUGUCCGCUGUGGUGGAAGAACAGAGGAGACGGGGAGGCGAGAUGGAGAGGGAAGUUCAGGACCUCCAGAAGGUUCUCAAAGAUACAUCGGAAAAGCUGAAAGUGGCACAAGAGAAAUGGAAAACGCUUGAAGCGGAAAACAGGCAAAUUGAAGAAGAGAAGGAGGAGCUGCGAAAAUCUAAUCGCCGCCAGGUGGAAGAAAUCAGCGCUGCUAAGGCAGAAAUUACCAAGAUUACUCGGCAGGCGGAGGAGGCGGAGACGAAAGCGACCCAGGAACUACAGAAGCGACAAGAGGUGGAGGCAGAGAAUGAAGAAGUUCAGAAAGAGAGAGAUGCCGCAAUAUUCGAGAGAGACCAGGCUCAGGCUUCUUGUAAGGCACUAGAAGAGCAGAUAGAGAGGACGGAGCAGGAAAAGCGGGACCGGCCGUCAGAGGAAGCCCAAACCGACCUCCGGUCCUGCGUGUCCUGUCUCAGCAAGAAUGAGUACAAGGGUGACAUCACAGUGAUGGAGUCGUGUAGCCUUCUCCCGUACUUCAUCCACGGCGACAGGAAGAACCUUGUCAUCCCGCUGCGCCGCAAACAGACCGAGUCUCAGUCCGAGUCUGCGUCCCAGCCCAACGUCAUCGAUCUGAAUGAAUACAAGGCGGGCAACACGCAAGACCGCACGCCGCUCAAUGCCAGUGGUCAGCGGCCAGCACCGCCGAGGAAGCUGAAGCACAGAACCUCCUCCGACCAAAGCACGAAACUGCCGAGCUUGCUGAAGUCGAAGAAAGGAGUUGCCGGGAAAGAAGUGGCGACAUCCGACCUUUACAUGACCGGGAAGUUCGCGAACGCCAUCAGCGUGGACUCCAGCUCGGAGCCGCAGGUGCUGCUGCAUCAGGGGCAGGUCCUGCUGAUUGACCAGCAGAGUGACGGCUCCUAUGUCCUGGUGGACGGGAACAGCGAGGACGGGGAGCAGGGAUCGACCAGCACAGUCUGCCCGUCCUGCAUCUGUGGCUGCGAGCUGCCCUCCGAGUUGAUGGAGUUCACGAACUUCCCGGUCAGCAGAGGGUCGGACAUCUCCACCUCGCGCCCGCCCAUUCCUUUCUUGGACUUCAGCAAGCUCGGCAGUUUCGUGCUCUGGUUGGAGGAGCUUCUGCGCUUCAGCUUGUUUGGGACAACAAACCAGGUUAUAAAACCAUCCGUCCGUGUCUUCAUACCAUUGGGAACCCGUGCACCGGCAGCAGUCAUGAGCACCUCCGCUGCGACCAAAGGGGGCAAAACCGGCAGGAAAGCCAGACAGGUGAAAAAGCCUGUGGGUGACCAAAAUGAGACGGAUGAUGCAGCUAAGUUACCACCGAAAUCGGCGGCUGCGAAAAAGGCACAGAACUCAAAAUAUGACAGCUCACUGUCAUUGAAUACCGUGAACGGAGACAUCUCUCCCAAGAAACCCAGCCAAGAAGCAAAGGAACGAGUUCGCGAGAAGCUUCAGAUACACGAACUCCAGAGUGAGCUGACCAAGAAGAGAGUCGAGUGCGACAUUUUGCGAGAAGGUGGCAGACAGAUACAGGAAGAGCUGAACUUUCAGAAGGCGGUGCUGUCUGUGAAAACCGAUGAAACCAUACGUCAACUGACGGAAGAGAACCACGAGCUGUCCGCUAUCGUGGAAGAACAGCAGUUACGGGAGAGCGAACUGGAGCUGCGAGUGGGGGAUCUCGAACAGGCGCUACAAGAAGCACAAGAGCAGCAGAAAACACUGGAAGAGGAAAAGAAACGCGUGGAGGAUGCGAGAGACGAGUUGCAACAGUUGCUGAAAGAAGCAGAAGAAAAGCAGAAAUCACUGGAAGAGGAAAAGAGACAAGUGGAAGAAGAGGGGGAGGAGUUGCGGAAGUCUAAUCGCCGCCAGGUGGAAGAGAUCAGCGCUGCUAAGGCAGAGGUGAUCGAGACUGCUCGACGGGCAGAGGAUGCGGAGAAGAAGGCAGCCCAGGAACUGCAAAAGCGACAGGAGCUGGAGCUGAAGAACGAAGAAGUCGUGAAAGAGAGGGAUGAAGUCGUGGUUGAAAGAGACGACGCCCAGGAAUCUUGCAGGACCCUAGAAGAGCAUAUUGAGAGCAUGAAGCAGGAAAAGAAGGACCGGCCGUCAGGGGCCACCCAAACCGACCUCCGGUCCUGUGUGUCCUGUACCAGUAAGAUUGAACACAAGGGCGACAUCACAGUGAUGGAGUCGAGCUGCAGUCUUCUCCCGUACUUCAUCCACGGCGACAGGAGAAACCUCAUCGUCCCUCUUCAACACAAACAGUCCAAAACCAUCGACCUGAAAAACUUCAAGGUGGACAACCCGUACGACCACAUUCCGUCCACGGCCAGCUCGCGACGCCCGACGCCAUUGAACAAGCUGCCGAAGCGCAGAAGCUCCUCCAGCCUGCAGGGGACGAAACUGCCUAGCUUGCUGAAGUCCAAGAAAGGAGUUGCCGGGCGCGAGGUGGAGCUGACCGAUCCUGCCCUGACCGGGAAGUUCAACAUCGCCAUCAGCGCGGACUCCAGCACGCAGCCGCAGCAGGCGCAGAUCCUGGUGCUGGACCAGCAGACAGACGGCUACUACGUCAUGGCGGAUGGGGACGGGGAGGCAGAGGCCGUGAACGGGGAGCAAAAUAAUGGACACAUUUAACCUUCAUCAGGCUAAAUUGAGGAUUUGUUGGUUAUACUAAGGUGUUGCAAUUAUCUAUUUCUGAUGCUUUUACAAAGAUAACUUUGCGCCAACAUCACCAUAUGUCGUACUGUAUGUAAACACAUCGCUGCUUUGUACUUGUACUAGUACGUUACGUAAACUGUAAUCCAAAAGGACAUGUAUUUGUUCGACUGUUUGUCAACCCCUCAGUUUUCAGCUGAUAAUCAACAGGUUCAUUGCAUUGAAUAAUUCAUGAGCAGCCCACCUUCAGCUGAUUAGGUCACAAAGAAUGAGCAACCUUGAUGGUUAGCGGGAUGGGGUGGAAAAACACAUGUAUGUGGUGCCAUAACGGUGGAAAGUUUGUACAGUAGAGAUGACCCUGGAUUUACCCGGUACCUUUCAGGACUACAGCUAUCUAUAGAUAUCAUAUUUGGAUGGAAAAACUUAUACGAAAAAUUGUAAAUAUAUGAUAUGAUACACGGUCGUAACAGGUGAAAAAUUGCGGUUGCCAGUGGAGCCCGAUGCAAUUAAAAUGAUACAAACAGACAGUAAAUGAUUUGUCUUAAUAAUAAUAUAUCUUAUAUCUGAUUGUGAUGAAUAUAUUCAGUGUAUAUGGUUGAAAUAGAUAUAUCCAGUUUCUUAGGACAAACGACUGAAUGUUUAUUUCGCAUGCAGAUUUUUAAUGUAAUUCUUAUCUCACGGAUAGGUAUUGUACGUAACGUACACGACCAUAUAGUCUAUUUUUCUGCUACCGUUACACAUACUAUGGCCCUGUGCCGUUUAGCUCCUAGUCAAGUACAAUACGAAGUUGUAAUCUUGCAUUUACACAGCUUUUUGCCACAUGAAGAUUACAGCAUACUGCUGUUAAAUGUUGGGUGUGGUGUAUACUUGUGUAGUUACCUGCUAUGUAUGGUUUGGCCUUUUUGUCAUGGGAGCAAAAUAUGAAAGC
Molecule: messenger RNA, 4022 nt
Organism: Branchiostoma floridae (Florida lancelet)
Lineage: Eukaryota; Metazoa; Chordata; Leptocardii; Amphioxiformes; Branchiostomatidae
Product: rootletin-like
Exons: 3
Coding region: 35-3073 (1012 amino acids)
Source: RefSeq, a predicted model, not a curated record